Miscanthus lutarioriparius is the source of this 2229-nucleotide messenger RNA. NCBI's taxonomy places the organism in Eukaryota, Viridiplantae, Streptophyta, Magnoliopsida, Poales, Poaceae. The record is from the annotation of a GenBank genome assembly.
AUGGAUCAGUACGAGGUGCUGGAGCAGAUCGGUAAAGGAGCAUUUGGCUCUGCUCUUCUGGUCAGGCACAAGCUGGAGAGGAAGAAGUAUGUGUUGAAAAAGAUCCGUCUUGCGCGUCAGACAGACCGCACUCGCCGGUCUGCCCACCAGGAGAUGCAGCUCAUUGCUACAGUGAGGAAUCCAUUCAUUGUGGAAUACAAGGAUUCAUGGGUGGAUAAGGGUUGCUACGUCUGCAUUGUUAUAGGGUAUUGCGAGGGAGGAGACAUGGCUGAAGCUAUUAAAAGAGCUAAUGAUACCCACUUUUCUGAAGAGAAGCUUUGCCAGUGGUUAGUGCAGCUUCUCAUGGCCCUUGACUAUUUGCAUGCACAUCACAUUCUUCACCGUGAUGUGAAGUGCUCGAAUGUAUUUCUUACUAGGGAUCAAAAUAUAAGACUUGGUGACUUUGGGCUUGCAAAAAUUUUGACCGCUGAUGAUCUAGCAUCCUCGGUUGUAGGAACACCAACCUAUAUGUGCCCAGAACUUCUGGCUGAUAUACCUUAUGGUACCAAAUCUGACAUUUGGUCACUAGGAUGCUGCAUGUAUGAAAUGACUGCACUCAAACCUGCUUUUAAAGCUUUUGAUAUGCAAGCCCUUAUCAACAAGAUUACCAAGUCGAUAGUAUCACCUUUGCCAACAAGAUAUUCUGGUGCAUUUCGAGGACUUGUUAGGAGCAUGCUACGGAGAAGUCCAGAGCACAGACCAAGUGCAGCUGAACUACUUAAGCAUCCACAUCUACAACCGUACGUGCUGCAAGUGCAUUUGAAAUCACACCCUUCCCGCAGCAUAAUUCCUGUUCAUCAAUCUUCAAGUGAAAAGAGAAUGACAUUCACCACAGAGCCUGAUUGCAGAAGCAAGAGCAGGAGGAACUCUUUAGGCAGUGAAAGGAUAGUAACCUUUAGCACACCUUGUCCUGAUAAAAAUUCUAUCAGGUCUAUUAGGAGUAUAAAGGACUACACCACCACACAGAGUGUCAAAGAGCUAUCCAUUGAUGACAGCCAGGUUGAGGUUACUAGUAAACCCGUAGCAUCAAGGACCUCAAAUGUCGUGAAGACUCCGUGGAAGAUGAUGACAACUCUAAGGAAUCGGCUAGAAGCUCCACAAGCAUCAUAUGAUAGAACAAGUCAUACAGAGUUUUCAAGAACACCAGUUGACAACAGGCACAGCCAUCUGGCCCGCAGAGCAUCACUUCCCCUGCCAGUAUUUGAGACCCCGAACCCGAAGCGCAGCAGCAUGAGCAUCCUGGAGCAGCUGGAGUCCCCUGACGUCUCCGUGAACUCGCCUCUCAUCGACAGGAUCGCCGAGUUCCCGCUAGCUUCGUGGGAGGACCCCGUGUUCUCGAUCGUGAAGCCCUCGACACCCACCACCGGCGGCUCCUGCUCCUUCGCCACGCCUCCGUUCGUGGACCGGUCCCUCACCAAGGACAAGUGCACGGCCCAGACGCUCCGGUCGGCAGCCGCCGACGGUGACAACGGCAGGAGCGAUGACGGCGUCGGCGGUGACUCGUCUUCGGGUCGCGACACCACGGCGGCGUUGAGCCGCGGGUCCUCGGGGUGGUUGCUGCUGAGACAGCAGCCGAAGGGGCGGUUCGACACGACGUCGUACCAGCAGCGCGCGGAGGCGCUGGAGGGGCUGCUGGAGUUCAGCGCGCAGCUGCUGCAGCAGGAGCGGUACGAGGAGCUCGGGGUCCUGCUGAGGCCGUUCGGCCCCGACGAGAAGGGUGACCUCGCCGGAUUUGAUUCGAGGGAUCCCUGGGUGUUCUCCGGGAUUCAUCGCGAGAUGGCUGAUCAAGGAGAUAGUGAUUCUGAUGGAGUAAAGUCCACAUCAAUCGCUGAGUUGGAGUCUUCUAGAAAUGAUGAAUCUGAUUCUUUUGGUACUGGCAACGCUCCUACGGAUCUCUGUGUUUCGAUUGGCAGAUCAAAGAUGAAAUCAAAUUCAUGCCAUGAAUAUAGAAGCAAGGACAAGCAAGUACCAACGAUCAAUGAGCUUAUGGCUAUGAUCACUGAUGAUUUAGAAGGUGACAAGUUCAAGAAGGUAAUUUAUAUUGAGUUCCUAGAUGUAUCUGGAUUUUAUCUUCCAAAUUCGGUUCCACGUAUAAGUUUGUGGACUACUGAAAUUGUUACAAAGUUCACUGUUGGGACAAGCGUCCCAUACAAGGUCGAGGGUGAAGGCUCCUCGGUGAAUGCUAGCUGA